Linum tenue is the source of this 324-nucleotide messenger RNA. Lineage: Eukaryota; Viridiplantae; Streptophyta; Magnoliopsida; Malpighiales; Linaceae. The record is from the annotation of a GenBank genome assembly.
AUGUCGCCACGCGAGGGGGCCCGCUUGCCAGGCUCCGCGCUCGUUAUCCUUACUGUUCUUUCUGCUGGGGCCCCCUCUUGCUCUGGCCAUAAGCUAUGGCAGCUCCAGCUCGCAACCAAAGGGGCCCGCCCUGCGAGGCCAGAGUGGGCUCAGCGGUCAGACCCCAUUCGAAUUACGUUAGGGGGUCUUUCGCUUUUGCCAGAUCUAGAGAGAUACUAUGAGUCCUCCGUCCCAGAUUCCUUCGCCGCGGCCAUCUGGUUCACCGGUACUACCAAAAAGUAUCAUGCUUACGUUCAAGAUACAGACAAGUCAAGAAUGGGAUAA